GCAAUUGAAAAGGUGUUUACACAGGUGGCCAGCGACUCGGAAACUCGGUUGGUAGUUACUGCUACCGGAUAGGGCAAAUAUCGUAGGAUGGAGUGAGCCGAUGGCGACGCUGUGGCUGUGGCUCUUGCUCCACCUGUUCCCACUUUGCUGGGCGGCCGGCAACGAGGCCAACAGUCGAAUUGUGGGCGGUGUCCCAGUGGAUAUUGGCAAUGUGCCCUACCUAGUGAACCUGCGCAUCGCUGGGAGGUUUAUAUGCGGUGGUUCCUUGGUCACCCCGCAGCAUGUCGUCACCGCCGCCCAUUGCGUCAAGGGAGUGGGUGCUUCUCGUAUUCUAGUCGUUGCCGGAGUCACAAAACUUACGGAAACUGGUGUACGGAGUGGCGUGGACAAGGUUUACACCCCAAAGGCCUACAACACCCAAACCCUUAGCACAGACGUGGCUGUUCUUAAGCUUAAAGCCCCCAUCAGUGGUCCCAAAGUGUCAACCAUUGAGCUAUGCAAUUCCACCUUUAAGGCAGGUGACAUGAUCAAGGUCUCCGGCUGGGGACAAAUCACGGAGCGCAACAAAGCGGUUUCAAUGCAGGUGCGCAGCGUGGACGUGGCUCUCAUUCCCCGAAAGACCUGCAUGAACCAGUAUAAGCUGCGUGGAACUAUUACCAACACCAUGUUCUGCGCCUCGGUGCCCGGGGUAAAGGAUGCCUGCGAGGGAGACUCCGGAGGACCGGCCGUCUAUCAGGGUCAACUCUGCGGAAUAGUCUCGUGGGGCGUGGGCUGUGCAAGAAAAAAUUCACCUGGAGUCUAUACGAAUGUCAAGACUGUUAGGAGCUUCAUCGACAAGGCUUUGGGCAUGUGAACCCAAAAUAUAGUACAAGUUUUAGAUGCUUUAGGCGUAACCGUAAGUAAUUAGAAAAUUGACAAUGUUUAGAAGAAAAGUUCCCAAUAAAUAUAUGAUUAUUUUAAGUAUA
This is a messenger RNA of Drosophila suzukii, 965 nucleotides long. The record is from RefSeq and is a predicted model, not a curated record. Lineage: Eukaryota; Metazoa; Arthropoda; Insecta; Diptera; Drosophilidae.